AUGGACGAAGAGAAACACAUGAGUCAUUCUCGAUUUGAUAAUAACGCACAGAUUAAAACCAGCGACGUUUACAAAGUGGACAGAAAUUUGCCUAAACGUUUUAACAACCCGGAUUGCUUUCAAGGCUACAGUAAGAAGGUGAAGCACCCUUUCUACCAAACAACAAACCAAACAUAUGGUAGCAAAAGGCCCACAGUACAUGAGAUGCCGACGACUUUUAACGGAACUUAUCGGAAGUUCUCGGAGCACCUUCUCAAAAGCGGCAUGUACAGAGACAACGGUUUUAACACUGCCACAGAUAAGAGUCGAAUCUGUGGCCCCAACACGAUCGCCAUGUUUCACGACAGAAUCAAUUUUCACUAUUCUUACCACGUUGAUGGGAACAGCCAGUCUGAGUGA
Chanos chanos (milkfish) is the source of this 399-nucleotide messenger RNA. It is a transcript of the gene pierce1, whose product is annotated as piercer of microtubule wall 1. The transcript has 3 exons. Bases 1 to 399 code for a protein of 132 amino acids. Gene Ontology annotation, biological process: axoneme assembly. Lineage: Eukaryota; Metazoa; Chordata; Actinopteri; Gonorynchiformes; Chanidae. The record is from RefSeq and is a predicted model, not a curated record. Gene Ontology annotation, cellular component: axonemal microtubule.